This is a messenger RNA of Porites evermanni, 2934 nucleotides long. The record is from the annotation of a GenBank genome assembly. Lineage: Eukaryota; Metazoa; Cnidaria; Anthozoa; Scleractinia; Poritidae.
UUGAAAACGUUUUUGAAAUCAUUUCAGUUUCCACAGGUCAAGCAGUCCAUGGCGAAACUUGAAAGCUUCGUAUACGUAGCUCUUCUCUGUUUUGCGACAUCCUCCUCGUUCUAUAUUGGUCCAAUCGCCCCUCAGUAUUACACGCUGCCCGAGGUUGCACGAUCCGCCAUUCCGCAUGCGGUCGCUCGUUUGGAACAAGCAGACCCGCGACUAUCUCAGUUGCUGAUGGCAAAGAAGCAAGCCCUAAGAAUAACGAAUGAUAUAAAUUCGGAAAUUCAAGCAAUUCUGCGGGAUAACGUUUAUCGUAGGACAUUUGAUGGUGGGGUCGAAACAGAUUCAAACGGAGAACCAUUCCUGAACCUCAGACCAACCAAUCGUCUGUCCGCAAUUAUCGGAGCACAGGGCGGGACCUGGUUCCCAGGCCCCUCUGGUGUAGGUAUGACCGGAAGUCGCAUGCUUGGGGGACAAGCGGAUUACAUAAGUCGAUUAAGCCAGGUUACAGGUUUUCGUAGAACCCAGGAACAAUUACCGUUACCAGUCCAGACAGGGACAGUAGGCCCAUCAUCGGCACUGCUACAAAGAGCCCUGGCGUUUAGAAACAUGAACUCUCAAAUAGCUAGCCCACCUCAGAGUCAAGUAGUACCCUUGAGGCAGAUGCCUAUAGGACAGCAACCCAUAGAGCAGGCUAAUCAAAUCAGUGCACGAACUUUCACACCGGCAACAGCUCAAUCAACAACAGAUCCUUCCGAUGAAAUAGAGAGUAAGUAAACGAUCGUUCUCCAUGGAAGCAACUCUGUCGUUCUAUUGAUCAGUGAAACCCUUUGCUCAAAGAGUUUAGGGUCUGGGUCAUGAUUGAUUUGCAACAUCUUUCGCUAGGAGACCUAGAGCAGAAUGAAUUUUUCCCCAAAAGUAAAUCUUGAGGUCUUCUUAUGCCUUAAUUAAAUUACGUUCACGUGACAUGACACGUUGGUGGCGAAUGCCGGUGGAGAAUAAACAUACCCAACUUUCUACGUUUGGAAUUAAUGUACGGAAAGUUCAAAAUUAAAGUUUUGAGUAAUUCAAGAUUAAAUUUGGGCAUUUAAAAUGAUGUUCACAUUUACAAUUUUUUAUUGAAGUGUAAUGGACGGUCAUUACAAACGUGAAGUUUUAGAAAUAUUUAAUAUGAAUAAGAAAAAUGUUAUUGCGCGAUUUCUUUUAUGAAACCUGCCACCAAUUUGUCAAUUAUUUACGAUUUUAGCAAAAUAGUCACGUGACAUAUCAUGUAACUUAUUAACACAAUAUUUAUACUUUAAAAUGUUAAAGAAUAUGAGAUCUUUCUGUGACAAAUUUUGAUUCCGCUCAAGAGAUCAUUCUGAUCAUUCUCUAUUGUUCAGCUCCAUAAUCUGUGUCAAUAGAGCCAAUAAAUCAUUUUCCACGGGUAGACCCCUCGGUCCCAGGCCUUAAACUAAUUGAGUGUGCAUGAUUUCAGUCACAUCAUGAGUAAAUUUUACUCUUACCUUUCUGAGUUGUUUAGGUUAGCCUGUGUACAGUCGCUUCCUUCCCUAAAAAUAUCGAGGGAAGGGCGUGGCUGUACUCAAGCUACUUUAAGUGGGAUUAAAAAGGAUCUAGUCUCAAUACCAUGUGUACAAAUCUGAGUGAGUGAGUAGCGAUUUUGAAUUUUUACAAUUUGCUAACCAAAAUUGGCUGGAAGUAGAAUGAAGGUAUAUCAUAAUGGAUCGCUUGUUCCGCAAAAGCCUUGUUUUGUUCCCAUUUUCGUAUACGUGAAAAAAAAAACGCCUGUCGUAUGUUGUUUGUUUUUCACGAACCAACACCCACAGUUUUCUGUAUAAACAUUGUUACAAAAUUUCAGGAGAUCAGGAGAAUCUCAGGGCUUAAGGGGGGAGGGGAGGGAGGGGGGUCAAGGUUCCGCACGUAUUAAAGUUAUAUUGAAUAGCUGGGUGUUCCCUGCAAAUUUUAGGCUCUUAGUGUGAGCUGGGUAUAGAAAUCCCUCCGCUUUAUUAUAGUAUAUUAGGAACAAUCAACUUUACUUGAUUUAAUCCAAGGGGUUAAGUAUGCAUUGACUUUUUAUCGUAGGGAUUCUUCAGUUGGGUUUAAUUUAUUGUUCUUUGGUUCAAUCUUGUAAAUUUACAAUCUUGUAAAAUGUUCUUUGAGAUGAAACAAUAACAAACAAAAUAAUCGCUCUCUUCUUAACCCCGAUGGAAUGCUCCCUUAAAUAGAGUAUCAUUGAUCUGACUCAUCAAGCUUCCUUUUGUUUCAGAACUUGGAAAUCCUAAAGAAUUUGAUGAAAAGUGUGCAGUGCUUAAACUGACAUUUGAAAAAUCAAACGGGGCUAUGGUGUUUGAUGAUUCUCCACAAAGGAACGAUGCGAAGCUUAAGGGAGAUGUCCACGUAUCAAAAGACGAAACGGAUCUCGGGCAAUCCGUUGUUUUUGGGAACAACGGUAAAAUUGUCCUUCAAAAUGGCUUCAAGGGAAAACCGAAGAAAUCUGUGGCAAUAUCAAUGUGGGUGAAAUUAAAUUACGUGAAAGGAAAGGUGCCACUUAUAACAGCAACCGACGAAAAUAAUUUUGUUCGCUAUGAUCUUCUUCUGCACAAUGGCAAGGGUGAGUGGAUUCACAGAGGGGAUUCUGGGCGAGAGCUCUUUCAUGUACAGUCCAGUUCCUCGGAUGUAACCGCUGGCGAAUGGCAUAACAUCGUGGGCAGCUAUGACUCCCGGUCCAGGACCGCGUCACUGUGGGUUGAUGGGAAGGAAGUGAGCAAACAAGAUGGUGUCAGCGGUAUGCUGUCACAAAAAUGGAAUAAACUGAUCAUUUUUGGAGCCAAAUCUCGUGGGGACAUGGAUAACGUAUUUAUGUUCAGGUGUCCUUUGGACAAAACUAAAAUCGUGGCUUUGUACGUGUCUGACGCGUCUCACAAAGACGUUAAGAAGGAUUAA